Messenger RNA from Limulus polyphemus (Atlantic horseshoe crab), 4081 nucleotides. RefSeq lists its product as uncharacterized. The record is from RefSeq and is a predicted model, not a curated record. The transcript has 2 exons. Bases 804 to 2768 code for a protein of 654 amino acids. Lineage: Eukaryota; Metazoa; Arthropoda; Merostomata; Xiphosura; Limulidae.
GGGUAAAAACUUCGUUUCACUUUAAUUCUAAUGUCUGUCUCUUUCGAGAAAUGUACGAUAAGGGUAUUGAUAUGGCGUGAAUGGAUUUAUGAUUUAGGACAAGACACUCUUACUUGAUCUCUUGUUGCCCCUUGGUUACAAAGUGACAGUCGACGUUAGAAUUAUUAAUGACUUAACCGAUUUAAACUGUCAGUGGCCUUUUUUGAAAGACAACACCUUAACCAAUCUUCUCGCUCCUCUGGCUCAAUUGUAUCCGCACUCUGUUCGCAGAACUUCUGAAGAAACAGCCGCCAUCUGACUAACUUUUCUCGAGAAUUUGUCACAAGAGUCUCGCGCUGAGAACCAGGGAAAUAAAUGCGAAAAUAAUCUGGUAGUUAUGAAACUUUAUACGACUACAGUUAAUCUUAACCCAAACCUUUCAUCAUAUCGUCUUUGUUCAACCACCUUGUGAUGUAUUAUUAGUCUUUAUGUUAUAAGAUAAAGCGCUAAACCCUCGCCCCUGGGGGUAGAGUGUCCUUCGUAUAAAUAAGAACCUAAACUUGUUAAUUUAUUACUUUCGACAUGUAUACGUGCAACACAUUAGAAAUACUCGUUUUGUUUUGGGGAUGGGAUCCUGUCCUUGUCCAAUAACCAUUCGUUGCUGUAUAACAUUCCAAGUCGUCUUUAAAAUGAACUGGCUCAUCGUCACACCAUUCGGCGUUCUCCACGUGGCGCGUAAUUACACAGAAACCUCACAACGGUCGUCAAGUAGUGCAAGCACAAACGUCAUGCAACGGUUCCAAUAAUUGUUGGAAUUACAUUUGAUGGAAAAUGCCUCUUUUUCUAUGGUAAAUUUACAAACAAACAAACUAGAAAUGUUUGGUUUGAUAAACGUAAUUACUGGUGUAAUUUUCUAUCUUCUGUUUAAACGAGGUACGGGAAAAAUACCUCGUCCUUUUUAUUUUUCUGACAACGACUCCCGCCUUAUUGAUGAUGAAGUUUCACGAGUUAUGCAAAACUACAAUUAUUCUGAAGCUUUCUUAGGGGUAACACUAGAUGGCACUCUUGUAUACCAACAAGUGUAUAACAAUGGCUCAGAACCAACUGUACCUUACGUCAAUUCAGCUAGUGUAACAAAGCAUCUGAUUGGACUGGCGAUUCUAAAACUUGUGGAAACACAACAAAUAAAUAUACACGACAAAGUUUUUGGUUCCAGUGGAAUUAUUAAUUCAUUUUUACACUGGGAACGCUUCAGAUGUCAAGUAAGUGAUUCACGGCUGUAUGAAAUUAAGAUUCAUCAUCUCUUAGAUCAAACAUCAGGAUUGGAGUGUGUAACAAACAGUAAAAGUCGGGUCAGCUUAACUGUGCAGUUACCUGAAGAUUUCCAAAAAACUGGAGUCUUAAGUCAAAAAUUCUUCACGAAAUUCUUACACUGUCUGGUACGAGAACCUUUGGUCCACCCACCCGGUUUUCAGCAAUGCCCUGGUCCCGAGGGUUUCUUGGUUCUAGCCUAUAUUUUACAAUCACUAACUUCAAUGUCUUGGAAAGAUUAUGUAAAUCAACACAUUCUUCAGCCAAUAGGAAUGCGGCCUAGUGUUAAAAAUGAAAGUCAUUGUCGUCCUGACGAAGAUGUUAAUUCUAUUCAGCCCACACGCGAUCCUUAUAUCAAGCCCUCCAAUGAUGGAUAUCACCAUAUCAGCAGGAAGCAAUACAUCGACAAGAUCUUUUCAUGGAAGUUUUCUGCCACUGAUUUGCUACGUUUGUUUUCUUUUUAUUGCUCAUCAUCUCCCAUCAUCUUCAUCUCCAACGCAACAGUUUCAAGAAUGCUGAGUAAACCCCCUAGUGGUUGUCCACAGCUUGUCACGAAGUGGCUUGCUUUAGGGUUCCACGUCAACAGUCACGAUAAAUUGUGGACAGAAUCAGAUCGAAGAACAAGUUCAAAUGACUUCGUAAUCGCUUGUGACAAUGUUUUACAUAAUACUCGCUAUACAAUACAAAGUAUAACAAAAACGGGUCAAAAAAGGUGUAGCUGUUGGGUUGUAGUCUUUCGGGAAAAGAAAAAUCGCAGGUUAAUAUACGAGUUUAAACGCGUGUUUGACAGCAUCCCAAUGCCAACUCUUCCAGUUCUUGUGUAUCCCGACGUGGCAGACUUAGUAAUAAAAACUAAAGAUGGGUCCAAACAAGUAAUGAUCAAAUUUCGUGUCCACGCGAGUGACGUUGUAACCUAUUUUCGUAACGUCAACCAAUCACAACUAAUUGUCACUUUUGUAAGUUAUUUUGUGUACAAAAAAUGUAAUUGUUUUUCUUUUAUCUUGUACCAAGACAACACAUCAUCCCAGUUAUUCCAGAAAGGUCCAGAGCCGUUUUUUGUAAACCUUGAGACGUUCGUGGGGUCCUCUCAAAAUGGAAGCGGACUAAUUCUUGAAGACGUAGUGAGGAAGAACGAGCUUGGUACUGGAACCUCUUCUGCAGGGAAUUCCUGUGAUGCACAAGUUCUUAACAUCUCUCGCGCGGAAUUAGGACAAACCAUCAUGACUUACACAAACAAAGGUUAUUUUUUGAAGAAACUAUACUGCUGGUCACGGAAUUCAAAUUGGGACAAAUUUAAAUUGGUGGUCGUAUUUACUCGCGCAAAAACACCAAAAUGGAUCCUACAAGAUGACUUAUCAAUGAGCGAUGUACGGCGUUUGUCUCAACAUUAUUCGAUUAAUGGUUUUUUAGUGAGAGAACUGUGUGCACGUGUAGUUUCUGAUAAGCUUGUAUUCCUCACCAGGUGGGUAAAAGAAUAAUAGACACACGACUUCAACCUUUUAAUACCUUACAGUUCUUCUAAUUCGUUGUGUCCCCCCCCCCCAUCUUGCAGACACUUCUUUCGGAUUUUCACUUUAGCAGGGGUCACAGUCCUUCGCACGUGUUGCCCCCCCCCCCUCCUCCAAUCAUCUGUGUUCAUUGCCAGGCAUGGGCGUCCGCAGAAAUUUUUCAAGGGUGGAGGGGGCGGCAAAGUAGUGUGAAAUUGUAAAUUGAAUAAAACAUUCAUAAACAAAUGCUGAAUGAAAAAAGAAAGAAUUAUGUUUCUCAUUUUCCAGGUGGGAACAAGUGCCCCCCCCCCUGCGGACGCCCAUGUUGUCAGGUCUUCUGCAAUUAUUUCUUUAACGCUCUACUGGCUUUCCCUGUCUUCUCUUACCGACUACUGACAUCUUACAGACACUCAGUAAGAAAAAUAUUUUAAACAAAACAGAGCAAUCGCAUUACAAAUUCUGAUGACAGAGGUCGUGUGUUUAUUAUUUUUGAAAGUUUUGUCUCAUAGAAAACUUCAGUUGACGCUGACAGCACUUAAAAUACCAGUUUUAUAGAUAUAUACGUUCUUAUAUCUGUUAAGCCUUUUUAAUAACGACAUCUUGUUGCCAUAUUUUUUGAAAUACAAAAUUCCUUGGUUUUUACGCCUUUUUUUUAUACAUAACAGACCUCAUAUGCUAUGCCUGUUUUCUAUAGAACAAUUCUAAAUUUUAUACCUUUUUUACUAUAGAUAUAUCCUUGGUUUUAUAUUUUUUUUGUUACGGAAUAAUAUUUUCACAAUUUCCUCUGAAAUUAAUACAUCACGACCUCUAUCUGCAGUCUACUGUUAUUGUUAUAACUCGAGUUGUAAUAACAACAUUUUUGUUGUUAAGCGCAAAGCUACACAAUGGGUUAUCUGUAUUUUGCUCUCACCCGGUAUCGAAACCCAAUUUUUAGACUUUCCACUAAGCCACCAGGGGGCUUUAAUAUAAAAAUAGAGCUCUGGAAAAAGAGCUCGUGGUGUAUGUAUUUUAGAAAAUGUUUCUAAUAAUAACUCCAGUUGGCGUUCAAAAAAUUAAAAAUACAAGCGAUUAUUGUGUUAUCUUCAUUAAUUACCGAUUUCAGAACCGUUAGCAAGUAGUAAAAUAAGGCUUACGUUCUUUAUGUAUUCGCUACGAUACAUAAAAUUUGUUACAGGUGUCGCCUUUUAACGGCAAAUAUUUUCAUUAUUAACUUUACAGGUUUUGUCAUCGCCACUAAGUUUGUAAACUUCUGUAAAUUUUCAAUAAAUAUUUUAGGCUUCAAUAAAUACGUCAGGCUUUCUGUA